AUGGCUGAGGAGUUACUUAUCCCUACGACAGGAAAAAUCACGUCGCAACUGACUUCCUCUCUGCUGGCAGUGGCCUUCCUCAGCUCCUUUGGGAGCUCCAUGCUCUAUGGGUACAAUUUGGCUGUCGUCAACUCCCCUGCCCAGUACAUAAAGGACUUCUACAACCGGACAGUGGUGGCUCGUAAUGGGACAGGCCUGAAUGAGGAGGCUCUGACCCUCAUGUACUCUUUGACUGUGUCUGUGUUCGCUAUCGGGGGGCUGCUGGGUUCCCUCAUCGUGGGAAUUUUGGUCACACGUUUUGGGAGAAAGGGAACGAUUGUGAAGACUACUGUACUGGUCUUCAUUGCGAGUGUUCUCAUGGGCUUCAGUCGGACAUGUGAAUCUCCAGAGAUGGUGAUCAUUGGCCGUUUCAUCACAGGGGUGCACUCAGGAAUAUCUCUGAGUGUGGUUCCCAUGUACCUCGGGGAGAUAGCUCCAAAAAACCUGCGUGGCUUCCUUGGUUUAGUUCCCAGUAUCUUCAUUGGGACUGGAGUCUUCACGGCUCAGAUCUUGGGACUUCAUGAGCUUCUUGGAAAGGAGGAGCACUGGCCUCUCUUCUUGUCUGUGGUGGUGGUGCCCACAUUUAUUCAGCUACUUCUGCUACCGUGGUUUCCAGAAAGCCCCCGCUAUCUUCUGAUUGAGAAACACAAUGUCCAUGCUACAAUCACAGCUCUAAAAUGGUACCGCUCUAAGUGCAACAUCCAAGCGGAAAUUGAGGAGAUGCAGGAGGAGCAGCGCUCGCUGUCGUCUGUGCAGACUCUGUCUGUGUGGUCGCUGCUGCAGGACCAGAGUGUGCGCUGGCAGGUGCUGAGUGUGGUGGUCAUCAACAUUGGAAUGCAGCUGUCUGGUAUUGAUGCGAUCUGGUUCUACACAAAUGACAUAUUUGAAAAGGCCGGUAUACCUCCUCCAGAGAUCCAGUAUACCACAGCAGGCACCGGCGUCAUUGAGAUCAUCACUGGGCUCAUUGGGUGUUUCACCAUAGAGAAACUGGGCCGGAGGCCUCUGAUGAUUGGAGGCUUCACCAUGAUGGGCUUGUGUAGCACUGGCAUCACACUUGCACUUAUUCUACAAACAAACCUAUCUUUCAUGAGAUAUAUGAGUGUGUGCUGCGUGGUGGGCAUCAUCGCUGGCUUCUGUAUUGGCCCAGCGGGAGUACCUUUCCUGAUCACCGCAGAGCUGUUCAAACAGUCCCACCGCCCUGCGGCCUACAUAAUAGGUGGUUCUCUGAACUGGUUGUCCAACUUCACUGUGGGCUUCGUCUUUCCCUUCAUGCAGAGAUCAGCAGGAGCCUACUGUUACCUGGUCUUUGCUGCUGUCUGUUUUUCUGUGGCCGUGUACGUCUACAUCGUCAUCCCUGAGACAAAGAACAAGACCUUCUUAGAAAUUAGCCGCAUGUUCUCCAAAAAAGAGGCGGUUCUGGAGACACAGGGCUUGACACAACUGGACCAGCUUAAACUGAAGAAGAUGAAUGGAUAUGGAGGUCUGGAGCACACCUCUCUAGAGCUUGACAGCUCCUCCUCGGCACCAUAG
Knipowitschia caucasica is the source of this 1569-nucleotide messenger RNA. The record is from the annotation of a GenBank genome assembly. NCBI's taxonomy places the organism in Eukaryota, Metazoa, Chordata, Actinopteri, Gobiiformes, Gobiidae.